Messenger RNA from Myxocyprinus asiaticus (Chinese sucker), 1462 nucleotides. Its product is annotated as ribose-5-phosphate isomerase-like. Lineage: Eukaryota; Metazoa; Chordata; Actinopteri; Cypriniformes; Catostomidae. Gene Ontology annotation, biological process: D-ribose metabolic process; pentose-phosphate shunt, non-oxidative branch. The record is from RefSeq and is a predicted model, not a curated record. The transcript is spliced from 9 exons. Gene Ontology annotation, cellular component: intracellular membrane-bounded organelle. Gene Ontology annotation, molecular function: ribose-5-phosphate isomerase activity. The coding region runs from base 113 to 1006 and encodes 297 amino acids.
UCAUAGCUCUCCCAUAACACUCACCUGACAUGAAAACACUUGUACUUUGCUGACACGUAUUAUUUUAAGCGUCCCUUAAAAUUAUAUUAUCCGCUUAUUACCCGGGUUGUUUAUGAUCAACAAUGUAAAUGUGUAUAUGCGGUUUAAGGUGCUCAUUUCGUCAGCCUGUUUUCGGGUGAUGAGGCCGCAGAGGUGGGUUGAGUUUGCGGCUAUCAGCAGCAGAGCUCUCCUCAAACGCGCUCAUUUACUCCAGUGGAGACACGUGUGUGACAGCAGCAGGCGGGACCACGACACUCUCAUGGCUGAAGAGGCAAAGAAACUCGCAGCCUAUGCUGCUGUUGACAACCACAUACAGAACAAUCAGGUUGUUGGGGUGGGCAGCGGCUCAACUAUUGUCUAUGCCGUGGACAGACUUGCGGAGAGGGUCAGACAGGAGAAGCUGAACAUUGUGUGUGUCCCCACCUCCUUUCAGGCCCGUCAGCUGAUUCUGCAGCAUGGUCUCCCUCUUUCUGAUCUAGACAGACAUCCUGAGCUGGAUGUGGCGAUUGAUGGAGCUGAUGAGGUUGAUGCUGCUCUGACUCUAAUAAAGGGAGGAGGGGGAUGCUUGACCCAGGAGAAGAUAGUGGCUGGUUGUGCCAAACACUUCAUUGUCAUUGCAGACUAUAGAAAGGACUCAAAAGCCCUUGGGCAACAGUGGAAGAAAGGUGUGCCAGUGGAGGUCAUCCCCAUGGCGUAUGUGCCCGUGUCCAGAGCCAUUGCUCGCCGGUUUGGAGGAGAGGCCGUGCUGAGGAUGGCAGUCAGUAAAGCGGGUCCGGUGGUUACUGAUAACAGUAACUUCAUCCUGGAUUGGAAGUUUGAGCACGCACAGAACUGGAAAGAGGUCAACAUGGCAAUCAAGAUGAUCCCAGGUGUGGUUGAGACGGGCUUAUUUGUGGGGAUGGCUGAGAGGGUGUACUUUGGAAUGGAGGAUGGGAGUGUUAAGACUAGAGACCCUCCUGUCAACUAAGAAUAUUUCUCUCAUGUAACAGACCAGCCUGCACACCUCCAGUGCCAUUAGAAUACACAGACUCUGGCAGCUCUUUUCUUACAGUUUCUCAGUUUUGCGGUACAGAAACCACCAGUGUCAUGUGAGAGGCGUGUGAUCAGUACAUUUUCCGUUAUCCUGUGGUGGUGUGCAUGAAAUGUGGAAUUUUACACACCAAUGCAACAUUAGGCCCUCAGAUAUACCUGUUUUCCUCUCUUAGCUACUGUCUGGAAAAUUCUGCAUAUGCAGUGUCCCACACAUCUACAGUGUAUGUUUGCCUUCUGUGCUGCUUUACAUGGCCAUGCUGUACCGUGAACCUUGUCAUGCAUGGAUGUAAAUGCACUGAAUAUAGUCUUGUUUCUGUGCCUCAUUUAUAUAAAGCAUGGAUUUAGUGUAGUUCAUAGCUACUGGCCUUACAAAUGCAUGCAACUUAAACAA